AUGGCUGCCGAUCAGAUCUACGAUAUCCGAGAGCUCCCUGAAGAACCCCGGAUUCCCUCGGGGCAAAAAUACCGAAAUUGUCUUGUUUAUGUAGCGCAUCUGGCUAUUUGGAUCGGCAAUAUCUAUGUUGCCUUCCGUUUAUUGGCAAUCUUGCUUUCCCCGCAAACAUGGCAGAUGUGGGCGAUGUUCCUCGUCGAGGGCGUUUUUAUUCAUCUAUCACGAAAAGAUCAGCACCUAGUCAUUGCAGCGUCCAAGGUCAGAGAGAAUGGCCCGCGCAAGAAGCUACGCGUGCAUGGGACUAAGGAUCUUCCCCGCGUGGAUGUGCUGUUGCCUUGCUGUGGUGAAGACGUGGAUGUCAUCAUAGCUACAGUACGUGCCGCAUGUGCUCUCGAUUAUCCGAUCUCUUGCUGUCGUGUCCUGGUCCUGGAUGAUGGUGGGUCGGCGGCUUUGAAAGAAGCUGUGUCAGAGCUUCAAUCCCAAUGGAGCCAUGUCUCAUAUCAUUCCCGCGGAAGACAGUCUGGGAUGGUUUUUGCCAAAUCAGGAAAUCUGAACUACGCAUUGACCACACUCCAAAGAGAGAAUCCGCCUGAAUUUUGUGCGAUUCUCGACGCGGAUUCUGUCCCAGGUCCCGACUUCCUUCGAGCAACUCUGCCUCACCUCCUGCAAAGCCCUGAUGCUGCUCUAGUUUCCACGCGUCAGUAUUUCUCUAAUUUACCAAAUGGUGACCCACUUUCUCAGACUCGGAGUCAUUUCUAUACUUGCCAGAACGCUGCGCUGGAUGUCCUCGGUCUCGCAAUUGACGCGGGUUCUGGGGCAGUAUUCCGACGAAAGGCAAUCGUGGAAGUUGGUCUGUACCCAACUUUUUCAUUCUCCGAGGACUGGCAGUUGUCCCAAAUUUUACAUGGCAUGGGCUGGCGUACGUUCCAAGUUCAGGAGCCUCUGCAGUUCGGUUUGGUCCCAGACUCGCUUACAGGACACUGUGCUCAGCGCAAUCGAUGGAAUAUUGGACACGCCCAACAGAUUCCCGCCAUGCUUUCAUCGGAUUACAAGCACUACAAGAAGUCUUUACGGUGGAGCAUUAUCUGGGAUGGGUUUGGAAUUGUUGCCGGAGAAGUCGAGUGCUUUUUCGGCUUUCUUGCAGUCCCAUUGCUCUUCUUGUCAGGGCAGCUAAUUCCGACUGCCCACCCUUCUCUGGUCAAGGCCCAGAUUCUCAUGGCUGUCUGUCAAGUAUCAGUCUUGUGGAUAUAUGAGUAUCUUCAGGUUGCGCAUAAUGAUUUCCAAAGUGCACCAUUUGCUCAUCUGGAGAAUAAAUGGUUAGCUGGUUCAAACGUACUCGCCAUAUUAAGAUUUUACCUCGUCUCUGCCAAGCCCAAGGGAUCUUCAUUUGUCACGGGAAGCGUUCUCAAUUCUUGGAACCAACAAGCCUUGUCGGCCUGCAGAAAAGCGUACCUGGAUCUCUGGAAGAACGGCGUCUUCUACAACCUUUCCUUACUGCUGGCUACCGUGUGGGCUGUCUCCUUCACGAUCACAUCCUUGAUGGCAUCGUAUGAGGACUGGACAAUUACCAGCUUGAUGACCGGCGUUGCCUUCCCACCUUUGCUGCACAUCUGCUACCUCACGUUGAUGGUAAAUUGGGUGCCUGUGGCUUAUAUCCUGAAGCCCCCUCAUUUCCCUAAGCAUCCGUCUCAUCUGACAGCUGAGGGCCGAAGAUCAGUAUCCCGAGUUGAAACCAAACGUGGCCUGGCUUCGGAGUCAAGAUGGCCCGCUGUGGACAAGGUGGGCAAGGAAAUAUUGCAUUUGGGCACCAGGUUGGAGAUCCAAGAGCGUCCUGAGCUCUAG
This is a messenger RNA of Penicillium daleae, 1839 nucleotides long. Its product is annotated as glycosyltransferase family 2 protein. The record is from RefSeq and is a predicted model, not a curated record. Lineage: Eukaryota; Fungi; Ascomycota; Eurotiomycetes; Eurotiales; Aspergillaceae. Bases 1 to 1839 code for a protein of 612 amino acids. The transcript is spliced from 3 exons.